Molecule: messenger RNA, 2948 nt
Organism: Mugil cephalus (flathead mullet)
Lineage: Eukaryota; Metazoa; Chordata; Actinopteri; Mugiliformes; Mugilidae
Gene: cpt1b
Product: carnitine palmitoyltransferase 1B (muscle)
Exons: 19
Coding region: 129-2492 (787 amino acids)
Biological process (GO): carnitine metabolic process; fatty acid metabolic process
Cellular component (GO): mitochondrion
Molecular function (GO): carnitine O-palmitoyltransferase activity
Source: RefSeq, a predicted model, not a curated record
AAAGCCACUUCAAGGACACCGCGCACACAAGCCUGAGCAUAGAGGAAUUUCAGUCGCACAAAGUCACAGCUUUUCUUUGCCUGGCUGGACUCUACGCUCACUCAGGUCUGACCAAGUAAAACACAGCGAUGGCUGAGGCGCAUCAGGCGGUGGGGUUCCAGUUCACCGUGCGCCCGGAUGGACUGGACCUUAAACUGAGCCAGGAAGUCAUCAAGAACAUCUACCUUUCAGGAGUGACAGCAUGGAAGAAGAAAGCCAUUCAAUUCAAGAAUGGCGUAUUGGCUGGAGUCUACCCUGCCAGUCCGUCCAGUUGGCUGAUAAUUGUGAUAGCCAUGAUGAGCUCCCUGUACAUCCACGUGGACCCCUCUCUAGGAAUGAUUGAUGCCAUCAAGGAAAACCUUCCAUACAGAGACUGCAUAUCGGUGCAGACCCGAGCAGUGUUGGGUGCGAUCCUAUUUGCCACUGGUCUGUGGCUGUUCCUCAUCUACCUGCUGAGAUACACCCUCAAAGCACUGCUCUCCUACCACGGAUGGAUCUUUGAAUCCCACGGAAAAAUGACCACAUGCACCAAAGUGUGGCUGAGCCUGGUAAAGAUGUUCUCUGGACGCAGACCGCUUCUCUACAGUUUCCAGGCCUCUUUACCCAGGCUGCCUGUGCCAAGUGUGGAUGGAACAAUUCAGAGGUACCUUGAGUCAGUCCGUCCUCUGCUGGACAGUGAACAGUACAAGCAAAUGGAGACUUUGGCCAGUGACUUUAAAGAAUCCAUGGCGGCUCAGCUGCAGAGAUACUUAAUCCUAAAAUCCUGGUGGGCAACAAAUUAUGUAAGUGACUGGUGGGAGGAGUACAUCUACCUCAGAGGCAGGAGUCCUAUCAUGGUCAACAGCAACUUCUACACCAUGGAUCUCUUGUACCUGACCCCAACGCACCGACAGGCUGCACGGGCAGGAAAUGUGGUCCAUGCCAUGCUGCAGUAUAGACGGAAGCUGGAGCGAGGCGAACAUGCACCGCUAAGGGCUUUGGGGACAGUUCCAAUGUGUUCCACUCAGAUGGAGAGGAUAUUUAACACCACCCGCAUCCCUGGCAUUGAAACAGACUUUGUGCAGCACCUGACUGACCGUAAGCACCUGGUCGUCUACCACAAGGGCCGGUUCUUCCAAGUGUGGCUGUACACGGGAGGGCGCCACCUCUUGCCCAGUGAACUCGAGACACAGUUUCAAAGAAUCCUGAACGACACAUCAGAGCCCCAACCUGGAGAACUCAAACUAGCUGCCCUGACAGCGGGAAACAGGGUUCCAUGGGCUCGAGCUCGGAUUAAAUAUUUCGGCCAGGGAGCAAAUAAAGUUUCCCUGGACGCGAUUGAGUCAGCUGCCUUCUUUCUGACGCUGGAUGACGAGCCACAGGGUUAUGAUCCUGCAAAGACCAAUUCGUUUGACAGUUACGCCAAGUCCCUGCUGCAUGGAAAAUGUUAUGACAGGUGGUUCGAUAAGUCUUUCACCUUGAUCUCGUAUCCAAAUGGAAAAAUGGGUAUAAAUACUGAGCAUUCCUGGGCCGAUGCACCAAUAGUAGGACACAUGUGGGAGUACGUUCUUGCAACAGACUGCUUCCAUCUUGGCUACACGGAGGAGGGCCACUGUAAAGGGGACAUUAACAGGGGCCUGCCUUUUCCCACGCGGCUACAAUGGCAAAUUCCAAAGGAGUGCCAGCACGUGAUUGAAACGUCAUACCUAUCAGCCAAGCAAAUUGCCGAUGACGUCGACUUCCACGGCUGUCUCUUUUCUGACUUUGGGAAGGGCCUGAUCAAGAAGUGCAGGACGAGCCCAGAUGCAUUUAUUCAGAUGGCGCUGCAGCUGGCACAGUUCAGGGACCAGCACGUGUUCUGUCUGACGUACGAGUCGUCGAUGACUCGCAUGUUCAGAGACGGGCGGACGGAGACGGUGCGCUCCUGCACGUCUGAGGCCGUUGCCUUUGUCAGAGCCAUGGAGGACGCAGGUGCAACAAAAGCCCAGAGACUUGAGCUGUUUAGGAAGGCGUCCGAGAAGCACCAGAACAUGUACCGUCUGGCCAUGACUGGUUCCGGCAUCGAUCGUCACCUCUUCUGUCUCUACAUAGUGUCCAAAUACCUUGGUGUCGAGUCUCCAUUUCUUAAGAAGGUGCUUUCAGAGCCCUGGAAGUUGUCCACCAGCCAGACACCUCAGCAGCAGCUCAAUUUAGUCGACAUCAACAAGUUCCCCAAAUACGUCGGAGCUGGAGGAGGAUUCGGGCCUGUGGCCGACGAUGGCUACGGCGUGUCUUACAUCAUUGUUGGGGAAAAUCUCAUCACAUUCCACAUCUCCAGCAAGUUCUCCUGCCCCACAACAGACUCGUACCGGUUCGGUCAGCACAUCCAGAAGGCCAUGGUUGAUAUCCAGUCACUUUUCAAGCCUGAAAAUGAUAAGAAGACAGCGGAGCAUGCAACGUGCGUGCCCCUGGAAAAUGGGAAAAAGCACAUUUAACGGACAGUUUGAGGAAGCUGUGCCGGAUUUGGAGCACAGACCUGUACAUAAAAAUCAAAAACCUUCUGGGGACAGGUUGCACUUUUGUUUUGUUUUUUGUUUAUUUUUUUCUUGUGAGUCACAGGAUCUGGGCAUUCCACUCAGUGUCAGGAACAGUGAUUGCUCCUCUAAUUUAUUUCUAUUUAUGCUGUACCUCUCAGACCUGCUGUGCUGAGGGAACUUGUUUUUAGAGGUUGUUUCUUUCCUUUGACAUCUGUGUCACCAUAGACUGUAUAUAGAUCUAAUGUAUGUAAAUGGAAACAAAAAUCACAGUCUGAAUCUAUGGAAUACAGCUUGUAAAUAUAAGAUUUCAUGUUUGAAAAUCUCAGUCCUUUAUUAUAUGUCAGUAUUUAUUACCUGAUGCUGUAAUUUGUUUUUGUUUUUUAAAUAUGUAAUUAAAAUAGCUUUAUACAUCCA